AUGCCCUCAAAUCUCACAGUUUCUGAUAAUUGUAUCGGGGUAAAAGAUGCUGCAAACUCUCUGCCCACAGUGGGAUUACGGCAGCUACCAGCCCAAACUGAACAAAAUGCGAAAAGAAAAGGCGGAAAACUCACUCUAGUACUUGCUGGAAGUAGCGGAACCGGAAAAUCCACUUUUCUUAACACGUUAUUUGGAGAAGAGCUCUUAACAAAGACUGCGAUCUCACCAGGUCAGGAGGUGAGGGAGAGAAAAUUUGAACUAAUCGAGGAUGAUUUUACUUUGAAACUUACUGCUGUAGACAUGCCUGGGUUUGGGAAUAAAAUGGAUAACCAGUACAGUUGGGUGCCAAUUGUGAGGUAUAUUGACCACCAUUUCAAGGCACAUCUAUUACAAGAGGAACAACCCGACAGAAGAAAAAUGAGAGACAACAGAGUUCAUGUUUGUCUUUAUUUUAUUUCCUCAUCUAGUACAUCCUUGAGCCAAUUGGAUAUCGAAUCUAUGAAGGAGAUCUCCAAAAGAGUUAACUUGAUUCCAGUAAUUGCUCGAAGUGAUACUUUGAACAGAGAGGAACUCGGUGAUUUCAAAUUACUGGUGAAUAAUACUAUGAAAGCAUACAACAUCGAGCCUUGCCAGUUUGUAUCAGACCAGUACGUGUUGGGUAAGAUUAAAGCCGUUUCUCCUUAUGCGGUCAUUGGCUCUAAUUCUUUCUUCAAAAACGCAGACGGGAAACUUGUGAGAGCACGGAAGUAUCAUUGGGGAAUAGUAGAGAUAGAAAACCCGCUUCACUGUGAUUUUGUUCAGCUUAGAGAGCUCCUUCUCUCUGAGCACAUGAUUGAUUUAAUAACAUCAAUGGAAUCACACUAUAACCAAUUUCGGCUGCUAUACUUACAAGAACGAGUGAGCAGAUCGGUGAAUUCCCUUGGAUUUAAUUACAGUCUGACUCCAGACCCCGAGACUGAUGGUUUACGCUCGUACUUGAUAUAUAAGAAGGCAAAGGCACUUGAUACCAUCAAAAUGAUAGACGGAGGGCAGGACUUGCAAAUAGAAGCUCUAGAAGCAGAAUCAAGAAAGCGACUUGAUAAGUCUAUUAGACUUGAAGAGACCAAGUUUAAGCAAUGGAAAUCGUCACUUUUGGAACGCCAAAAAGCGUACAAUAAGGAUCUCGAGAAUGAUUUCUCAAAAAUUAAGAGCCUACAGAAGGAAAUUCAGAUUUUAUCCCCAAAAUCAAGAGAAGAAGUUGAAAUUAUUCAGCAGCCAACCAUUGGUUCUGAUUUCUCGCUAAACCAACUGAGUUUUUAA
Molecule: messenger RNA, 1299 nt
Organism: Sungouiella intermedia
Lineage: Eukaryota; Fungi; Ascomycota; Pichiomycetes; Serinales; Metschnikowiaceae
Source: the annotation of a GenBank genome assembly